Molecule: messenger RNA, 340 nt
Organism: Helianthus annuus (common sunflower)
Lineage: Eukaryota; Viridiplantae; Streptophyta; Magnoliopsida; Asterales; Asteraceae
Product: protein METHYLENE BLUE SENSITIVITY 1
Exons: 1
Coding region: 23-340 (105 amino acids)
Source: RefSeq, a predicted model, not a curated record
CAACAACAAUUAUAAAUCAACCAUGACCGGAAAAGCGAAGCCAAAGAAGCACACAGCCAAGGAAAUCCAGGCCAAAGUGGACGCAGCUACCACCAACAGAGGCGACGGCAAGGCCGGAAUCGUUGAUCGGACCGGUCAAUCGAAGGGCGGUCACGCUAAGUUCGAAUGUCCUCUUUGUAAGACCACCGCACCAGACAUCAAAACCAUGCAGAUUCACCAUGAGUCUAAACAACCUAAGAUUCCGUACGAUGAAUCCAAGAUCACGAACCUUUAUGCUAUUCUAGCGCCCCUGGUGGAAUCGAAAUCUGGUCCUGGUGUUCGGGGGAGUUUGAAGAAGUGA